AUGGUCUUCACCUAUCCCAUUCUCCAUUUGUACCGGGUGUGGGUCAAGGCUAUAAAAUUUCUGGAUCACGGGUCAAAAAUAUGGCAGUAUGUAGAAGGCCAGAAGAGUGUGUCUACAUUCCUCCCCAUCGCAACCGCAGUCGCCAAAGAUUGUGGAGAUCUUUGCUGUCCACCUGUCCAACACUCAGUAGGAGCCCACACGUCUAAUAAAGUUGUCAGAGCAGAUGCCGCCAGAGGUGGAAUUAGAGCAACUACCCCCAGUUCCAUGUUCUGUGGGAAUGCUGUUAUCAAGGCAAGUGGCACUGGCAGUGAAUCAUCUGGAAAGCCAAGUAUGAAGUUCUGUGUGUAUUUAAGCAACUUGGAGAGGCAACCCACCUUGUUUUACAUUUUGCCAUCCAACUCGAAAAUCUACUCCAUGAGCCCUUUCCUCAUGUUCUUUGAUUGCUCUUUCACCUCUUAUGCCCAGAAGGUGGAAGUGACCGAAGGGUGCGCAGAAGACUGUCUUGAAUUGAGGCAUCUUUCUUGCCCUCCUAUGGGGUACCAGCCACUACGUAGGGAGCUGGUGGCAAGAAGAUUCGCCAGAGAAAUUUGGCGAGUUGUGGAGGGAAAUAGUGGAUACGUGGGAACGGACUUCAUAACCGAGGUGCAGAGUUCUAUUAAUGGCACAUUGAGCUGCCCCUCCAUCAAUGCCUUCUAUGCAUGUACAGACAUCACCUAUCCACAUGCGUCUAUACUACUCGCAGCUCCUAUCCAUGGUCUUUAUGUAAUUGGAGACGAUCAAUGCAACACUAUGGAUCACAAGAGGAGGCAUUACAUUGAGAUGAUGUAUAACCAUCAUGUACACAAAUUCUUCCUUUAA
This is a messenger RNA of Echinococcus granulosus, 858 nucleotides long. RefSeq lists its product as hypothetical. The record is from RefSeq and is a predicted model, not a curated record. The transcript has 7 exons. Bases 1 to 858 code for a protein of 285 amino acids. NCBI's taxonomy places the organism in Eukaryota, Metazoa, Platyhelminthes, Cestoda, Cyclophyllidea, Taeniidae.